Molecule: messenger RNA, 6428 nt
Organism: Hemicordylus capensis (graceful crag lizard)
Lineage: Eukaryota; Metazoa; Chordata; Lepidosauria; Squamata; Cordylidae
Gene: PLCD3
Product: phospholipase C delta 3
Exons: 16
Coding region: 346-2694 (782 amino acids)
Biological process (GO): lipid metabolic process; intracellular signal transduction
Molecular function (GO): calcium ion binding; phosphatidylinositol-4,5-bisphosphate phospholipase C activity
Source: RefSeq, a predicted model, not a curated record
UUCCUUCCGGUGCUGAGCCUCCUUGGCUCCGAUGGAGAACGGAGGCGGAGGGAGGGAGAGAGAACGAGAGUGAAAAUCCCUCUCUUUGCCAGCGAGGGGAAGAGGGCAGCAAAGAGUUAAACCUUCCGCCGAAAUGCUCGAGCCUCUCCAAGGGCUGCCUCUCCAAUCUAUGCGCUACGCCCAAAUCACAACACAGGCUGCUGGAUCAAGCCUCGGAGGCAGCGCCGCCGGGACAGGGCAAGCUGCCCCCUUUCCGCUCUAGGGAGAGCGGGCAAGGAGAAGGAAAGGAGAGCCCAGGGCCGAGAUCGGGUCAGGCGUGGGGAGCGAGAGCAGCCUCUCUUCGCUAUGAUUUGUGGCAAAAGGAAAAAGUCCGGCGCGGAAAAGCAGCAGCAGCAGCAACAACUUUCAGCCCAGCCGCACGGAGUUGCCAAGCUCUCGGGCCACCGCGCCUUCAAGAAGCUGAGCUUGACAGAAGAUGAAGAUAUCAAGAUGAUGCUAAAGGGGUCCCUGUUCUGGAAAAUCAAGGGCCACCGGCAGCAGAAACAAAGGCUGUACCGGCUUCAGGAAGAUGGCAUGACCAUCUGGUUUGAGACCCGCUUUAAAAGGGCUCACUCCAGACAUGUCUUCUCCAUCCUGCACAUUGAAAGUGUGCGUGAAGGUUAUCAGUCUGAGGGGCUUCGGAAAUUCGGUGGCUCUUUCCCUGAAGAGCAGUGCUUCACCAUAGUCUUCAGGGGCAAGAGGAAAAACUUGGAUCUAGCUGCCCGGACGAUAGAUGAGGCUCAGUGCUGGGUGAGAGGGCUCAACAAACUGAUGGCCAGAGCCGAAGCUAUGAGCCAGCGAGAAAAACUCGAUCACUGGAUCCAUGACAUCCUACAACAGGCUGACAAAAACAAGGACAACAAGAUGAGCUUCAAAGAGAUCAAAAACAUGCUGCGCAUGAUAAACAUAGACAUGAAUGACAUCUAUGCAUACAGGCUUUUCAAGGAGUGUGACAAAUCAAACAAUGACCGCUUGGAGGAACAUGAAAUUGAGGAAUUCUGCACACGGCUGAUGGCACGGCCUGAGCUGGAGGACAUCUUCCACCGCUACUCAGGAGAGGACUGUGUGCUCUCAGCCGCUGAACUGCGGGAAUUCCUACGUAACCAGGGUGAAGAAGCGAGCUUGCAACGGGCUCAUGACAUUAUCCAGGCUUAUGAGCUGAAUGAGAAAGCCAGGCAGCACAACCUCAUGAUGCUGGACGGUUUCAUGAUGUAUCUGCUGUCUUCAGCUGGAAACAUCCUCAACCAGGCUCACACUGCGAUCUACCAGGACAUGAGCCAGCCGCUGUGCCAUUAUUACAUCUCCUCCUCCCAUAACACCUACCUGACCGACAACCAGAUUGGGGGAGCCAGCAGCACCGAGGCUUACAUCCGAGCCUUGAUAAAAGGGUGUCGAUGUGUGGAGCUUGACUGCUGGGAGGGGUCCAAUGGGGAACCCAUCGUCUACCAUGGCCAUACACUCACCUCCAAGAUCCUUUUCCGGGAUGUCAUUGAAAGCAUCCGGGACUAUGCCUUCAAGCACUCCUACUAUCCUUUGAUCCUCUCACUGGAAAACCAUUGUGGUCUGGAGCAGCAAUCCAUGAUGGCCCGCCACAUGAAGAUGAUUUUGGGGGACAUGCUGUUGACUGAGCCCCUGGAUGGAGACCUGCCCAGCCAGCUCCCAUCACCAGAGCAGUUGAAGUGGAAGAUCCUGGUGAAGGGGAAGAAGCUGCCAGAGGACAAGAGUGACCCCGAAAGAGUGAACUUCAUCUCCAAUCCUGAGGAGGAACUGGAGGAGGAAGAAGAAAGGUCGCCACGUUCUCUCCAAGAGAUCAAACCGUUACAGGCAAAAGAUGCUACACAGAUUUCACGGGAGCUCUCUGAUGUGGUCGUAUACUGUCAGUCUGUCCCAUUCCAAAAUUUGUCUCGUGCCCUGUACCACCAGCAGCCCACUGAGAUGUCAUCUUUCAGUGAGCGGAAAGCCAGGAAGUUGAUCAAGGAAUCAGGCAGCACUUUUGUCCGAUACAACACUCGGCACCUCAGCCGCAUCUACCCACUGGGUCUCAAGAUGAACUCAUCCAACUACAACCCUCAGGAGAUGUGGAAUGCUGGCUGCCAACUUGUGGCACUUAAUUUCCAAACGCCAGGGGCUGAGAUGGACCUAAAUGAUGGACGCUUCUCGGUGAAUGGCCGCUGUGGCUAUGUGCUGAAACCUGCUUUCCUGCGCAACAGCCAGGGCACCUUUGACCCUGAGGCAGCCCGGCGUGGGACUGGCCAGCGUCCAGUUGCCCUCACUAUCAAGGUGAUCACAGCUCAACAGCUGCCCAAGCUGAACAAAGAGAAGAGCUCUUCCAUUGUAGAUCCUUUUGUGCGUAUCGAGAUCUAUGGUGUUCCUGUGGACUGUUGCAAGAAGCAGACGGAGUACCGGUUAAACAAUGGAUUCAACCCAUGCUGGGAUGAAACGUUGACGUUCCAGGUGCGGGUUCCAGAGCUGGCACUAGUCCGCUUUGUAGUGGAGGAUUAUGACACGACUUCGCCCAAUGACUUCGUGGGGCAGUUCACCCUGCCAUUGCCCAGCCUGAAGGAAGGCUAUCGACACAUCCACCUGCUCUCCAAGGACGGCACUUCCUUGUCCCCUGCCACGCUUUUUGUGCACGUGAAAUGCAAGAAGAUGUGAAUGUGGGGCAGGGAGAAUCCAAGUUCAAACAGUCCAAGGCAGAAGGAUGUCUGAGUAGCCUCGCUAAUUCUGAAUACCACUCAUUAUUGGACCAGGCAUGUGCAUCUGAGCCACACAGCAAAGCUGCUGACACACUGCAAGGUCAGGGCUAAAACAGUGGCAUGAAGUCAGCCUCCACUUGAAGUUCCAAUUUCAUUCUGGUCAGAGAAUUGAAAAUCUUUGUCCUGUUGAGGAUAAAAAGCCAAGAAACUGUGUGGCUCCUAGAAUGCCUCUUGUGAAUACGGUUUUAGAUCUGGACGAAGGUUCCAAUCAUCCCAUUCCCCAGUAUGAUCUGGGAAGAAAGCAUGUGGUGGGGAGAUUCUUCCUUGUUUAAGUUUCCACCAGUCACACAGAUCUUAUGAAAAGCAGCUAAUGAAAGGCUUUAUUAAGCUAUCUUGUGCACACCUUGGGUACAUCUGCAAAGUGGAAACGGGUUGAGAAUGAAAGCGAGAAGCAAAUGAAGACUGAGGGCCUAUGAGCAAGUCCAGUGGGUAAAUACAGUGCAAGCAUUCUGGGAGGAGCCCAAGACACAGAGCAUGUGGUCCACAAAUUAAACAAUUGAGGAAUCUAAGCAGCUAGAUUAAUAUGACAGAAUUGACUUGGGUUCUGGCUGAAAUCACCAUCACCCUUGCAGAAUGGGGAUGCUGCGGUUGGUUGUGUCCUGUGCAGGAAACUCUGUCUUGGCUUUCUUAGGAAACAGACCAUCAGUCCUCCUCAGUUUGUAUACAACCACAGAUUGCUGCCCUGGCCAUCGGUAUUGGCUAGAAUGCUUAAGCUAGCACACACAGUAGAUGUAAAUCACAAGCCAAUGAGAGCCAUAUAGGUAAUGUGAAAAGCUGCCCCUCCCUGGCUCCAAAACCAGCUUCUCCAACUUAGCUCUGACAGAGCUAAGAUUUUUUUUUUUUAAUGUAGUGUGGUCUGUAAUUGACCCCCCAAAUCAUGCCAAAAACCUGUCUUGACUGGAUGCAUCCAGGGCUUAUUUUAGGGGAGUCACAUUGGCUGAAUUCAGAUGUAAUAGGAAACCUGAGGUCCCUUCACCUCCAGUUUCCAAAGCUGUAUGUCUGAAUGCGAAGAACCACCGUUUUGACAAAAAUGAACCCACAGUUUCCCUCCCCCAAAUGUGAAAUGAACCCUCGGUUUUCACUCGGUUUCCCUGCCAACUGCAGUUACACAGUGCCAGCGUUACAUCCGAACGCGGCCACCACAGUUUCACCCCUCUGAAACCGGAGUUGAGGGAGGAAUCUCCUCCCUUGCUCCAGCUCCUAUUGGCUGUGCAGGCUUUCCUUCAUGAAAGAAGGAAGCCUGCACAGCCAGAUCCCCCUCCUCCCUGCAGUCAGUGAGACAACAGAGAAGUAGCUCUCCGUUUCAUAUGAAUGCGAGGCAGGGGCGGAACCGCAUUAUGUCCGAAGGCGGCCAAUGAGUUUCUGCAUCUCUUGUAUCUGGGAACUCCUUUUGGUAAUGGACCACCAAACAGUAUAAAUGUAAUUGUAAAGAAAACAUAAUUUAAGUCAGGGUAGGAAGACAAUAACCAAGCACUGACCUCUCAGAGUGGUGCUGUAUGUAUAUACAUAUUUGUUCUUUCUGGGAAAACACAAGUGAUUUUUAGAAUGAUUUAUGUAUACAACAUAUAUUGAUAGAUGAGGGCAAUAUUAAAGUACUCACAUACAAACGCCUGCACCUACAUGGUUGGUGACAAUAUGUUAUCAGAAGGUAGGCUUCAAAAGUCAAAGGGGAACCAGGACAUAUAUUUAAACCAAAUACUAAGCUUCUGACCAUAUGGAUGAUCCAAAGCUACCUUCCUUUAGCUUUUACCCUUGGUUCAUUUCAAAAGGCUUGUAACCAGUGUUCCCUCCAAGAUGUGUGCGCACAGACAAGUUGUUUUCAAUGUUCACUCAGUUAAUUUAAGACUGAAUCAGGGAGGCCCCAUUCUGAAUGCGCGCGUGUGCACACACACAUACACACACAGCAAAACUCAUUCUCUGCACAGAUGAAAAAAAAUUAGAGGCAACACUGCUUGUAACCCUUUAAUACACAGAGAGGCGGUUCCCACAAUCAGUGGGAACCGCCUGGGGAGGGUUAGCGGGGAGAGCGGGCUUAGCCCCGCACAUGAGCAGGCAGUCUGCUCCAGGCAGCCAAAGUGGCCGCCCACAUGACUGCCAGCUCUGUUAACAGAGCCGGCAGGGGCUGGGAGUAUCGCGGGCCGCGCGGCCCCCGGAAGCUCCAGCAUGCCCUGCGCAAGUGUGCAGAGCAUGCUGGAGAGACCCCUGAGCUGGGCGGCUGCUUUUCAGCCUCCCGGUCCGGGUUCUACUUGUGCGUUGCCGCAACUCACGAUCGGAAAGCCCGGGUUAGUGGAGCGCUCGCUCCACUAACCUGGGCUUAGGGGAGGGUUGUUUAAGUGGGUGACCCGCUUUCGUGAGACUGCCCGGUGGUUCUCACGCGCAUGCAAAUCCCUUAGCCCAAUUUUGCAGGACCUUGAGAAUCGCCUCCUAGUCUUUCGGUGGGUGGGUAUGGGUGUUUAGAUAUGCACUUUAAAAGCAGUGGAAGCUAGUGGCUGUUUUGCCAGGCCUGGCCUGUAGCUAGUUGGCCAGCUCCUCAGCAUUGCCCUGCUCGUGACUUGAUAGGCCCUGCUAACUGGACAAAGAGACACCUUUUAAGUGUCCUUCAAGGGUUAGCAGCAUGAGAACAAGCGUGCCUGUCUUUUCCCAGGGGCUGUUUGCUGAGAUCUCCCUCAUGGCUUUCUUUCUCUAAGAGUCUGAGCCCCUUUGGAACAUGGACCUGUUAUUUCAUUUCUUUUAUUUCCGUCACUGCAUUGCUAUGUAGUGCUCUGAGAACUUUCUUUUGUUGAAAAGCAGUGUAUAGAUAUUCUUGAUGAUGAUGAUUGUGCCUUUCGGCUUUAGCCACUUAUGAUGGCUGGGUUUGAGAGGCACAGGGAGGGAGAAGCAACAGAAACACACAGGCUCUGUUCUAGCGUAGGCUGCAGGCCCUGGCUUAAUAUUCUGUUUGCAUGAAAUGUAAUCAGGAGCAUGGAGGAGACCCAGGGUUGUUUUUCUUUCUUUUGAAAAACAGCUCCACAUAUGUUGUGUUAACAGAAGAUACACUAUUGCUGUUUUCAGGAGAGGGGAAAACUAACCCGUUGUAUCUCCCACGUGGCAUUUUUUGAGAUGAGUUGCUAGAGAUUUAGGUAUAGCACUUUAAAAAAUGUUUCCCGGCUAGAGAUGAAACCUCUCUUUUGGGGAAGUAUUCAAGGAAGUGAUCAAAGGAACAUGUGGCAGAGGUUUUAGGUGCUUUGACCCAUGGGAAACUAUGGGAUAUUAUCCUUAAAAUGCUGUAGUCUCUGAACAUGUCCAGCACUAAACAAGUUCCAGCUCUACUUUAUAUUAAUGUUUGUUAGAUCAUAACCAACCUGUGAACUAAGCUGAGUUUACAAACACCAGCCCUCACAUAUUUCACAGUAACUACAAGAGGUAAUAGUAUCGUUACCUUCCUACUUUCCUCAUUGAUACUGAAGGGAAACAGACCCCCAAUUAUCAGAACUACCUUCUAGAAAUUUGGGUUUGUAAGCUUCUAUAGGAAAGUGAUUGUUAUUUAUAAUGCAUCAAAUAGCUCUAUUAAAUGUUUUAUUUUAACAAACGUUAUGUGUCAAAGUAUUUUAUCAAAGUCCUAUGGAAAAGUGAUAACUGGAGUGCAUGUCCGUG